GCAUCGAAAUCUGGCGUAAGAGGCUGUUUGGGCUUCCAUGUGGCACUGAAGCCAAAAGAACUGAAGAUUUUACGAGUAACUGUCCGCUUAUAGAGCAGCCAUGGGGAAAAAAGGCAAGAAGGAGAAGAAGGUUAAGGGAGCCGAGAAGACAGCUGCCAAAAUGGAGAAAAAGGUUUCAAAAAGGUCCAAACGAGAAGAGGAUGAUUUGGAGGCUCUGAUUGCUGAGUUUCAGAGUCUGGACGCAAAGAAAACCCAGGUUGUCGAGACGACGUGUCCGCCUCCAUCACCGAGAUUGAAUGGAUCCCUCUCUGCACAUCCCGAGAAAGAUGAACUCAUCCUGUUUGGAGGAGAAUUCUUCAAUGGAAAGAAGACGUAUCUGUACAACGAUCUGUUCUUCUACAACAUCAGGAAGAAUACCUGGGUUAAAUCAGAAAUCCCCAACCCUCCUCCACCACGCUGUUCUCAUCAGGCGGUGGUAGUUCCUCAGGGCGGGGGACAGCUCUGGGUGUUUGGUGGAGAGUUUGCCUCUCCAAAUGGGGAACAGUUCUAUCACUACAAGGACCUUUGGGUACUGCACCUUGCUACACACACCUGGGAGAACAUCAAGGCACCGGGCGGUCCAUCGGGCCGCAGUGGACAUCGGAUGGUCCUCAGCAAGAAGCAGCUGCUGGUGUUUGGAGGUUUCCACGAGAGCACCAGGGAUUUUAUCUACUACAAUGAUGUCUACUCUUUCUCCCUGGACACCUUUUCUUGGUCACGCCUCUCUCCAUCAGGCUCCGCCCCCUCCCCGCGCUCUGCCUGUCAGAUGACCUCCACUCCAGACGGCAUGGGUGUCAUCAUCUAUGGGGGAUACUCCAAAGUGAGGGUCAAGAAGGAUGUCGAGAAGGGGACCAUCCACUCUGACAUGUUUCUUUUGAAGCGAGAGGGUAAAGAUGGUCAAGAGAAGUGGUCGUGGUCCAGACUGAACCCUUCUGGCAAUAAGCCCCCUCCUCGCUCUGGUUUCUCCUUGGCGGUGGGCCCAGCUGGGCGGGCGGUGCUGUUUGGUGGGGUUUGUGAUGAGGAAGAGGAAGAGUCGCUGGAGGGCGACUUCUACAAUGACCUGUACUUGUAUGACACAGUGAAAAACCGCUGGUUCCCCGGUGUGCUCAGGGGAAACAAGACAGAGAAGAAGAAACGGCGGAGGGUGAAGAAGGGUGGGGCAGAGGGGGAGGAAGCGGAGAGGGAGGAAGAGGAGGCAGCGGCACCUCAAGGACCCACUGAGAUCAUCAAAGAGAUCGUCACUGAGGACGGAACAGUGAUGACCAUUAAGGAAGUGAUUCCUGGUCCUCAGGUGGAGGAGGAGGAGGAGGAAGAGGAGGAAGAAGAGGAAGAAGAUGGCUCAGCUACGGCCCCGCUCACCGAGCCUUGCCCGAGGUCCAGCGCCAUGGCAACAGUGCGACAAGGCAAGCUCUACCUGUACGGGGGGAUGUUUGAGGUGGGCGACCGCCAGUUCACCCUGAACGACUUCUACUGUCUGGACCUGCACAAGAUGGACCAGUGGGAGGUUCUGGUCGAAAUGGACCCAAAGACACAGGAGUGGCUGGAAGAGUCUGAGUCAGAGGACGAUGAAGAGGAAGAGGAGGAGGCGAAGGGAGCAGAGGGGGAGGAAGAGGAGUCCGAAGAGGAAAGCGAGGACGAGGAAGAUGAAGAAGAGCACCCCGCAGUGCAGGAGGGGGAGACGGUAACGGAUUACCAGAACCGUACAGAGCAGUACUGGAUAGGACUGGCACGUGCCAACAUGGGCUCCGACGCCAAGGACAAGAAAGUUGCCAAGGUCGCCCUCGCCAUGGCUAAAGUCUUCUAUGAAGACCAGUAGCAGGAUACGCAGAAGUGUGUGUGUGUGUGUGUGUGUGUGUGUGUGUGUGUGUGUGUGUGUAAAACGUUUUUCUUUGUAAUGGGUAAACUUUUAUAUAACAUCCAAAAAUGCCUUUUGAACAGUCUGGGAAAAUAAUUCAGUCAUGAAACGAUUACAUUCAUUUUUCACAACGAAAACAGUAACAAAUGCAAAUGACUGAUGGUUUGUAAAGGUCAAAAUUUUCAUUCAUUUGAAAUAAAAUCACUUUAUUCAUUAAUUUCACCAAAGCAUAUUUAAUGCUGACAUGUUAUCGUCUCUGAGUGUAGUGUUAGUUACAGCGAUCCCAGUUGCAACCCCACAAUAGCCGAUGGUUUAGCUAGUACUUUGUACAUCUAACUGGUAAAUGUCAAGUAGGGACAUAUUAUCAUAAUCACUGAGCAACUGCAAGCCGCCUUGCAACCCACCUCCAACUCAGUUGUACUUACUUGGAAUUAGAAUAACUUUAUUUUCCACAGUAGAAAAAAAUUGUCUUUGGUUCACAAAUCAAUUCACAAUAAAAAUGCUGAUAAUAAUCAGCGCACAUUCAUGCAUGCACACACAUAAAGCCUCAAUAAAACUAUAGAAAUAUAACAAAGCAUCUUGUUACUUGGUAUGCUAAUUACAUUUGGCACAAAUUACCCCUUUUACGCCUUUUUAGUAGCUAGAGGCAUCCUAUGACAUCAUCCUCAGGGCGUUAGUUCAGUAUCAGAAUAAAGAUGGUGUUCUUGGUCAACAAUGAUAGACCGAGUUUUUCCUAAAACGGCAGUGUUAUCCGACUCAUCUAAUGUGGUUUGUUGUUUACCAAUGAUUUUUCCAGCAGCUCCGACAAUCCUGUCCAAUUUGUUUCUAUUUGACAGAGUCAGGAAAAUAGGAACAAACAUAAUCAGUGUCAUAGCUGUUACUGAUGACUUAUGUGUUCUGUGCUGGGUCUCUUUCCGCCUUACUGGCCAUGCAUGUGUGGAAAGGCAGGGAGGAUGCAGAAUAAAGCCACGCUGCAAAAAUAUGAAAAACAAUAUACUGACUAAACCUAGAUUGUUGUGUUUAUCCUGGUAACAAACGGUGGCUUCAGCUAACAAAUCCAGCGUACACAGAAGAAAAUUAACAUCCGUUUGGGGGUCAUGUUUAGCUAGCAGAUGGAAUAAAUUAUGAUAGUGAAAAACAAAAUAAGGGCUAAAGGACAUUAAAAACUCUGUAGGCUUAUGGGUGGACUGCAAAGUUGAGUUAUAAUUCUUAGUUUGGCACUACACAGAAAAAACUCCCACAAACUACUGUCGUGUGAUGUGUGGUUAAUGUAAAUUUAAAAAAAAAUCAUCUUUAAAUACACUGCAUCAUAUAUUUUGUGUUUCACUUGCUGGGACCACGUCCUCAUGUAGGUUUGCCAGCAUUUCUAGUUGAUGAUGACAAUGGACUGAGCAUGAAUUGAAGCUGCUGUUUGGAGAAGGCCUCAGAGGGGAAAGGUGGCGGUUCCCGGGAUGGGCAGAUCCCCAUGUACUAAUGACAAGUGAAUGAAUUGAGAGAGGGAGGGGUAAGAAAACAGGAACAAACGGCUUAUAGUGUGUGUUCUGUGGGGGGCUCUGUAUAGACGGAAGCGGUGAGUAUGAGGUGUGGUCCCACUCUUGAAUGUCAGAUAAAUGAUCUCCAAUUUAUUUUCCUCUUGCGAGUCCUCAGUGUUUGUUCAGUUUUUAAUAAA
This is a messenger RNA of Pelmatolapia mariae (spotted tilapia), 3563 nucleotides long. RefSeq names its product kelch domain containing 4 (gene klhdc4). NCBI's taxonomy places the organism in Eukaryota, Metazoa, Chordata, Actinopteri, Cichliformes, Cichlidae. The transcript has 13 exons. The record is from RefSeq and is a predicted model, not a curated record. The coding region runs from base 101 to 1855 and encodes 584 amino acids. Gene Ontology annotation, molecular function: protein binding.